Molecule: messenger RNA, 2175 nt
Organism: Capsella rubella
Lineage: Eukaryota; Viridiplantae; Streptophyta; Magnoliopsida; Brassicales; Brassicaceae
Product: beta-glucuronosyltransferase GlcAT14B
Exons: 4
Coding region: 744-2090 (448 amino acids)
Cellular component (GO): membrane
Molecular function (GO): glucuronosyltransferase activity
Source: RefSeq, a predicted model, not a curated record
GAUAUGUCUCUCUGUCUCUCUCUCUGUAUCUCUCUCUCUCUCUCUCUCUCUUUCUUUCUUCCCCGCGUCUACUUCGUAUUCUCUCUUUAAGAAAGCUUUGAAUCUAUUGACAGUUUCAUAUCUCCCCAAGUUUCUUUUUCUUUAAAGGAUUGAAAUUUCAUCUCGUCUUCUCUUGCCCACUUCUGAGUUUUUCGCAAUCAGAAGUUUAAACUCUAAUCCUGUCUCCUUCUGCUGCCCUAGUUUUUUUUCUUCUUUUUAGCUGCCGUCUCUUUCAGCAGACGUGUAUUUGUCUCUUUAAGGUAAUUCAAGACUUAAACUUGAAGUAUCGUCUUCUUCUGCUGUUUUUUUUUAUUUUUGGUGGAAAUCAAAUUUGAGAUUAGAUCUGACUCAGCUUUGGACUAAGACAAACCUUUUCUCUUUCCAUUGGCUGCAUGCCUAAAAAGGCAAUUGCUUUCGGUUGCCGCAGUGGAUGUUCUCUUUAAUCUUUUCAAAUAUCUUUCUCUUUUUAAAUCAAUUUUGCUGAACUUGCCCAAUUCUGAAACUUUGUUGCAAUUGCAAAUCUCUUCUUGGUCUCCGUUGUUGAGAGUGCUUUCUGGUAAUCGUAUCAACCCUUGUAUUGAUUUGAAAUCAGACAAAGAUUCGUGCUUUGAUACUAAUUUGGUAUUCUAAAGACAACUUCGAACGUCUGUCUAAAGGUAUCUGAACUGGAUUUCUUUGUUGGGAUAGGAUAAGUAGUUAGGGGAAUGAGAAAAUUGUAUAGGAAGCUGGUUUCAUUCAGAGACCCAUUUGCUAGGGUGAAGAGACAUGUUAGUUCACAGUCAGGCUUCAGAGCGUUCAGUGACAGAAAAUGGAUGUUCCCUUUUCUAGCAAGCUUGAUCAUGUCUAUUACACUCCUGAUGUUGUUCAUUUCUGGCCAAUUCGACGGCUUCUAUGCGGAAGAAAGUCAAUUACCAUUAGAUGUUGAGGCAGAGUCUAAUGAGUACUUUGUAGAAUCAGGUUUUGAAAAAUCUUUGAAUUCGACGGCUGAUGUUGUUAAUCCAGAGCCUCCUAGGUUAGCUUAUUUGAUAUCAGGAACGAAAGGCGAUAGUCAUAGGAUGAUGAGGACUUUACAAGCUGUGUACCAUCCUAGAAACCAGUACGUUCUGCAUUUGGAUCUCGAGGCUCCACCUCGGGAACGGACGGAGCUGGCGAUGUCUGUGAAGAAUGAUCCGACUUUCCGUGAAAUGGAGAAUGUUCGUGUAAUGGCGCAAUCUAAUCUUGUUACUUAUAAAGGCCCUACAAUGAUUGCUUGUACCCUUCAAGCCGUCGCGAUUUUGUUGAGAGAAAGCUUACAUUGGGAUUGGUUUCUUAAUCUUAGCGCCUCGGAUUAUCCUCUAGUAACACAAGAUGAUUUGCUAUAUGUCUUCUCAAACCUGUCUCGGAAUGUCAAUUUCAUCGAGAAUAUGCAGCUCACCGGAUGGAAACUGAAUCAAAGGGCUAAAUCAAUCAUUGUUGAUCCUGGCCUAUACCUAUCAAAGAAAUCUGACAUUGCUUGGACAACUCAACGGCGACCACUUCCAACUGCUUUCAAGCUAUUCACCGGCUCAGCUUGGAUAAUGUUGACACGGUCUUUCCUGGAGUACUGCAUUUGGGGAUGGGAUAAUUUCCCAAGAACAAUACUAAUGUACUACACAAAUUUUGUAUCUUCUCCCGAAGGAUACUUCCACACAGUGAUCUGCAACAGCAAAGAGUUUGUCAACACCGCCAUUGGGCAUGAUCUACACUACAUAGCUUGGGACAACCCUCCUAAGCAACACCCUAGAUCUCUCUCCUUGAAGGAUUUUGACAAUAUGGUCAAGAGCAAAGCUCCAUUUGCCCGUAAGUUCCCCAAGAACGAUCCUACCUUAGACAAGAUCGAUAAAGAGCUAUUGGGCCGGACACACCGGUUUGCACCAGGAGGAUGGUGUGUUGGGAGUUCAGCUAAUGGCAAUGAUCCGUGCUCUUUACAAGGCGAUGACUCAGUGUUGAAACCUGGACCUGGUUCUGAGAGGUUGCAGGAGCUUGUUCAGACACUUUCAUCUGAUGAAUUUAGGAGAAAACAGUGUUCUUGAAAUUAUCUAAUGUUCACGCCAAAUAUAACGUUGUAUAUUGUUUUGUUUGAUUAUAAAUUUUGGUUAUAGAGAAAUUCCUUCGAAA